UUAAAGUAGACAUUUUGGCUUUGAGGUUUCCGAGUAACACAAUAACACAAAUGGGCUAUUGAAUGGUGGUGUCGCAGUAUAGUUCGGCUUAGUAUAUUAUAUUUUCUAUCAUCAUACAUUUUUUUACAUAGUUUUUAUUGUGCAAUAUUUGUUGAGAUGCUCCACAGUUAUUUCCGUAACCCAUUACUAUUAUUAUUAUUAUAUGUACCUAUUGUUUCCUCACUAUCAGGUUAUAAUUUUGUAUAACACACGCAAGCAUAUUCGAGCAGCAGAUAAAUAUAAUACGUCGUAUAUUAUAAACCUUGCUACGUCGCGCUAUUUAUCCGCACAGAAACCGAGCUACAUAUCGAUACUGUCACUGCAAUACCACGUAAAUAACAUUUUUUUUGAAAAUGACAUAUUGGUAUCACUGUAUAGAUUAUAAUUUUCUCUAUCACUUUUAUUAUGUACCACGAGUCCAUUAUAUUGUUUUUUCCCGCUCAAAUUAAAGGUUUUGUGAUACCACGUAUUACAUUUUGAUUUUGAUAACACGUAUCUACCAUAAUGAACAAUAUUAUAAUAUUAUUCAACAUAAACGCUGGUGGAGCUAGACUGCUAGUCUAAGACGGUUCAGACCUUAUAAUAUUGAACGUCUUACUAUACAGCAUUAUACAUCAUGUCAUCAAAAAGAAGAAUUAAACACCUAUUGGAUCUUGCUAAUGAAGCUAAUAAUAAAGAUGACGCUAUGAACAACAUUACAUAUUAUAAAAAAAAAAGUAAGACAAAUAUUACCAAUUUCUCUAAUAGGAAACCAAAAUAUGAAACUAAUUUAAUAGCCAAUUCAUCUAUUUCAAAAACAAAAUAUUAUGAAGUUUUAACAAAAGAUUCCUUAAAGGAUAUUGAAUUCAUUUAUGAGAAUGUUGUAACUUCUAUAAAUGAACCAGAUAAUAUUUAUAAUGAAAAUAAUUUAAAUGUUCCUAAUAAUACUUCACCAACCACUGAAAAUCAAGUUGAUGACAGUAUUUAUGACAAGACUGACUGUAUAACUAAUUUUGAAACUGAUAAUGAUGAAUUUAAUAAUUAUGAAGAUUGCUUAAAGGAUAAUAUUGAAUUAACUUAUGAGGAUAUAAAAGUUGUAACUUCCAUUGAUGUACCAGGUAAUAUUUCUAAUGAAAAUAAUUUAAAUGUUCCUAAUAAUACUUCACCAACCAUUGAAAAUCAAGUUGAUGACAGUAUUUAUGACAAGACUGACUGUAUAACUAAUUUUGAAACUGAUAAUGAUGAAUUUAUUAAUUAUGAUCAUGACUAUUCAAAAGAAAUUGAAAUUGAAACUUCAGAUUCAAUCACUGACAAAAGAGUGCGUAAAAGAGGUAUAAUAUCACAAAAAAAAAAUUGGAAUAGGGAAGUUAUGCAACAAAAUAGAUUGCUAGGAAAGGCAUACAUAGGGUUUCAGAGGCAAGGCAAGAAAGUAUCUCAAGAUGUAAAUAAGGAUGAAAGGAAAAUGAAACCAACAUGUGCUUCAACAUUUUGCAAUAAAUCAAAAAACAGAUACUGCGACAAUUUUUCUAAAUCUGAGAGGAGUGAGCUGUUUAACCAUUUUUGGAAUAAUUGUACAUCCUGGGCAGAAAAGAAAACUUUUUGUGUAAAUAUGAUUACCAAGACAGAAACAAAACGUAUAAUGACCGAAAAUGAAAAAAGUCGAAGAGAUUAUUCCUACACUUAUCACUUAAAAAAAGAAGACAUAUCAUUACCAGUCUGUAAAAAAAUGUUUUUGAAUACGCUCUGUUUGAAUGAAUGGAUGGUGAGGAAUUGGAUAAACUCUUCAAUUAAUGGAUUACCUCAAUCAACAAAGAAUAUAAAGAAAAAUAAUUUACAAAACAAUCUAAAUUUGGAAUUUGAUAAUGAAGAGGAAAUUGAAGAACCUAUACCACGAGUAUCAGUGUCUGUACGACAUAAUCAUCUCAUAUCUUGGUUUGGGUCUUUACCGAAAAUGCCCAGUCAUUAUUGUCGAAAGAGGUCUGAAAGACUAUACCUUGAGGGUCCGUUUAAUAGCAAACAAGAAGUUUAUGAUGUAUAUUUAUUGAAAUGUAAAGAAGAGAAUAUGAAACCAUUAAGUAGAAGUUUUUUCUCCAGAUUUAUGACACAAAAAAAAUUUUCCAUAUACCAACCUAGAAAAGAUUUAUGCGAUACCUGCUCAAGUUAUAAAGUCAAACAAGUAAAUGAAGAAAACUAUGAGCUACAUAUUGCUCAAAAAAAUCAAGCCCGAGAAGAGCUUAAAGUUGAUACGCUUGAUGCAGUUGCUUUCAAAAAAAUAGUAUUGACAAUGGAUUUACAAGCUGUGAAACUAUGCCCUGCACUGAAUGCUAGUGCAUUGUAUUACAGCAUGAAACUUAAAGUACACAAUUUUACAGUUUAUAAUUUAGAACCUAACCACCCUUGUUCUAAUUAUUGGUGGGAUGAAAGUCAAGGGGAACUCGAAGCAUCGGUAUUUACAUCAAUUAUAUUGAAUCAUAUUAAACAACAAUGCAUAGAUGAGACUCAAAAUAAAAAAAAAGACAUUAUUAUAUACUCGGACGGUUGUGGGUAUCAAAACCGCAACACGGUAUUGUCCAAUGCGUUACUUAAAUUUUCUAUAGAAAAUAAUGUUAUUAUAGAACAAAAGUUCCUUGUCAAAGGACAUACACAAAUGCCAUGCGACAGUGUACAUAGUUCAAUCGAACGUACAAUAAAAAACAAAGAAAUCUAUUUGCCAUCUGACUACAUGAAACUAACAAAACUAGCAAGGAAAAAUCCAUCACCUUAUGAAUCCCACUCUGUUAACUAUUCAGAUUUCUAUGACUACAAAAAAUUGAAUUAUUAUAAGUCUAUCCGACCUGGGCGAUCAAAGGGUGACCCUGAAGUUCGAAAUAUAAGAGCUCUUAAAUAUGAUCCCACAACCAAAAAAAUAUAUUACAAAAUAAAUUUUGAACAUGAAUAUACAGAAUUACCCCAGUACCAUCGAACAAAAAAAACUAUAGAUCUGUCCAUCAACACACCUUGUUUGUAUAAUAGCAGAAUUCCUAUUACUCUGUCCAAGUGGAUUGAUCUCCAAAAAUUAAAAACUGUUCUACCAACUGAUGUCCAUGAUUAUUAUGACAAUAUACCUCACUUAAAGACUUAUAAAGAAAGAAAAUGUGAUAAAAUUUAGUUAUUAUGUUUUUUUUUUUGUUAUAAUUAUUAUUAUUAUGUUUUAACAAGAUUUUUUAUUAUUUUAUUUUAGUGAAUUGUUAUAUUUUGUAUAUUAUUAUUUAUACUAUAAUGCAGUUUUAUUGGUGUUCAGUAUUAAUUAAGAUAAUAUUAAAUAAGGAAUUAUAACAAUUUAUAAUGUGGUAAAAAUCAGAUAUUAUGUUUUUUUUUUUUAUAAUUAUUAUGUUUUAACAAGAUAUUUUUAUUUUAGUUAACUGUUGUAUAUUUUAUAUUAUUAUUA
This is a messenger RNA of Rhopalosiphum padi (bird cherry-oat aphid), 3445 nucleotides long. Its product is annotated as myb-like protein F. The record is from RefSeq and is a predicted model, not a curated record. Lineage: Eukaryota; Metazoa; Arthropoda; Insecta; Hemiptera; Aphididae. The coding region runs from base 656 to 3166 and encodes 836 amino acids. The transcript has 2 exons.